AUGGGUAUCCUCAUCAGAGUUCUUCGUUUCUACUUCAUUGCUUUUUUAUUUAAUGGAGCAAAUGGAUUCCAAACUCAAAGAACAUCUUAUAUGUAUGGCUUCACAUUUUCUAACUACUCUUACUUAAACCUUUCAUCUAUACAUGAGGCACAAGCUCCAAAAACUUCAAAAGUCCUCAAUUUCUCACAUAACAUUAUUGAAAAAAUAACCAGAAGAGACUUUGAAGGGUUUGUUGCUCUGGAAGUUUUAGAUCUUUCCUACAAUCAGAUUCAGGACAUUGAACCUGGUUCCUUUGAGAACCUACUCAGCCUUGUUUCUGUAAAUCUUUCAUUUAAUGACCAGUUGCACAGAAUUCCUUAUCUUGCACCUCAUUUAACAUUCUUACAAACAGGUGGAACUUCUGGGAUUCCACAACAUAAUAUAUAUUUUGAAAGGUCAUCAGAAGCUGCUUUGGAGUCUUUUGUGUCAGCAGAAGAGCAGCAAUAUCCUGAAGGUUUAUAUGGCCUGGUAAAUGGUCAUUCCAAGUUUAGUCGAACUGUACGGGACCUUCAGGAAGUAGAUGAAAACAGAACAGUGUUGCUCUCACCUCCGUUAAGGCACAAGAUCUGUGGCAAGCCAAUAAAUGGAGUGCUUGAUCUAUCAAAGAGUAAUCUGUCUGAGGAAGAACUGACAGAAAAAAUGGAUGCCAGUCAUUGCAAAGAUCACCUGGACAGUGUUGUAGAACUGAAUAUAAGUCACAAUAAUCUGGAAAUUGAUCUCUUAUCACUAUUUAUCCUCCUUCUUCCAAUGGAAAACGCACAGUCGAUUGACGCUAGUUACAACAAAAUAACAAUCAGCAAUAUAGAGCUUGGAAAAAUUUGUGACUUUCCAAUCCACAGGCUUCUGUUUGUAAAUAUCAGUAACAAUCCCCUAAACAGUUUAGAUACAGUGUGUCUCCCUUCAACUAUUAAAAUAAUUGAUUUAUCAUACACAAAUAUAAAUCAUAUACCCAAAAAUUUUCAUGAAAAAUUAUUUAACUUGGAAAGAAUAUAUGUUCAAGGAAAUCAGUUCAUCUAUACUGUAAAUUCAGACGACUCUGGGAAAAAUGUAAGUGAGCCCAAGCCUGGAACUGUACGUAUAGCUACACUCUCAUUUGUUAAUACCAGAGAAGGUACACCUAUCGAAAGCCUGCCAGAAAACGUAAAGUACUUGAAAAUGUCUAACUGUUCUAUUGUGGAACUCCCCGAAUGGUUUGCUCGUACAAUGAAAAGACUGCUAUUUUUAGACCUCAGCAAUAACCCCAUCUCUAAACUCCCUGACUUACCAAGCUCUCUGCAGCAUCUGGACUUAAGCAACAGUGACAUUAAAAUAAUACCACCGAGUUUUAAAUCUCUAUCCAAUUUAACAGUGUUUAAAAUUCAAAGCAAUAAAAUUACAGACUUCUCUCCUGAAUAUUUUCUGUUAACUUUAACAGAAUAUGAUGUUAGCAAAAAUAAGCUAAAGGUGCUAAAUUUAAAUGAAAACCUGAGGAAAGCUGAAUUUCUCAACAUUUCUGGAAAUGUAAUAACCCAAAUAGAUACCACCAGCCCACUUUCUGCACUCACUAAUGUAGACGGCAGUCACAAUUCAAUUUCAGAGCUCCCAGAUCACUUUGCAAAAUUUCUUCCAGUACUGAAAUAUUUUAACUUAUCAGGAAAUAAGAUCUCAUUUUUACAGCCUGGAUCUCUCCCAGAAUCUUUGGUUGAGUUAGACAUUAGCAACAAUGCCAUUACCACAAUAGUGGAAGAGACUUUCGGCCAUUUGACAAAACUAAAUGUUUUAACUGUUCAAGGAAAGCAUUUUUUCUGUAACUGUGACUUGUACUGGUUUGUGAAUACAUAUAUCCAUAGCCCACAGUUGCUGAUAAAUGGAAGAGAAAAUCUUAGAUGUAGCUUUCCACCAGAUAAAAGGGGUGCAUUAGUUGAGAAAAGCAAUCUAACACUUGUGCAUUGUUCCUUUGGCAUUCAAAUGGCUAUCACGGCUUGUGCAGCCAUAUUGAUCAUGUCGGUAAUAACAAGCUUAUGCUGGCAUUUUGAUGGACCCUGGUACAUAAGGAUGGGCUGGUACUGGUGCAUGGCAAAACGGAGGCAAUAUGAGAAGAGACCGGAAAACAAGACAUAUGAUGCUUUCAUUUCAUACAGUGAAAAUGAUGCAAGUUGGACUAAAGAGAAUUUGUUGGAAAAACUGGAAACAAAGGGGUUUAAAAUAUGUUACCACGAAAGAGAUUUCAAACCCGGGCAUCCAGUUCUUGGGAACAUUUUUUAUUGUAUAGAGAAUAGCCAUAAAGUCCUGUUUGUUCUCUCUCCCAGCUUUGUAAACAGCUGCUGGUGUCAGUAUGAGCUGUAUUUUGCCGAACACCGGGUUCUUAAUGAAAAUCAAGAUUCCCUCAUUAUGGUUGUGUUGGAAGACCUCCCACCCAACAGUGUGCCACAGAAAUUCAGCAAACUCAGAAAACUCUUGAAGAGGAAAACCUACUUAAAAUGGAGCCCUGAAGAACAGAAACAAAAAAUAUUCUGGCACCAGCUAACAGCUGUCCUGAAAACAUCCAAUGACCCAAUUGUAUUGAAAGCCGAAAAUGGACUGAAUCAAGAUACAUAUGAGAUGGAAUGUCACUAGAAUAGGGGUUUGGUGAGUGGGAUGCAGCCCACCAAAUGAAUUAAUUUAGGCUGUGAAGCCCAGAUAUCAGUGACUGGCCAACACACGUCAGCAGGAAGAAGCAGUGGCUGGAUUGGAAGCACCAGCCCAGCUCAGACCAAGCUACAUUAUUGCAGCCCAUCUCUUCAGAAAAGUUGCUGACCCCUGGAGUAGAAGAAUACAUUAAGCUCGUAAUCAGAAAUUGUGCCGCCAAAUAAAAGCGUAUUGCAAUGUU
Messenger RNA from Gavialis gangeticus (Gharial), 2887 nucleotides. Its product is annotated as toll-like receptor 2. The coding region runs from base 1 to 2634 and encodes 877 amino acids. The record is from RefSeq and is a predicted model, not a curated record. NCBI's taxonomy places the organism in Eukaryota, Metazoa, Chordata, Crocodylia, Gavialidae. Gene Ontology annotation, biological process: inflammatory response; toll-like receptor signaling pathway; immune response. Gene Ontology annotation, molecular function: triacyl lipopeptide binding; protein binding; transmembrane signaling receptor activity. Gene Ontology annotation, cellular component: membrane. The transcript has a single exon.